Chaetomium globosum CBS 148.51 is the source of this 1338-nucleotide messenger RNA. RefSeq lists its product as uncharacterized. The transcript has 4 exons. Lineage: Eukaryota; Fungi; Ascomycota; Sordariomycetes; Sordariales; Chaetomiaceae. The coding region runs from base 1 to 1338 and encodes 445 amino acids. Gene Ontology annotation, molecular function: L-2-aminoadipate:2-oxoglutarate transaminase activity; pyridoxal phosphate binding. The record is from RefSeq and is a predicted model, not a curated record. Gene Ontology annotation, biological process: biosynthetic process.
AUGACGAACGCACCCGCACCUACAGCCAGCACCGGUAACCCCACCCACACCAACACCAACGCUGACACCGCCGACAUCAACCCCAACACCCCCCUUUCCAAACCCAAACCCCAAACCCAAACCCAACCAGAAAACAAAGACCCCCAAAAGAAAACCCCCCAAAAGAGGUUAAUAAACCUCUUCCGCGGCUGGCCCGCCCCGUCCCUCCUCCCCGCCGCCGGCCUGAAGGCAGCCGCUUCACACGUGCUGUCGGAUCCGGAACUGGUUGUCCCGGUGCUGUACUAUGGCAUUGACCCGGGGUUUCAGCCAGUUGAGUCAGGAGGUGGCGAGGUGGUUGGGGGGGGUUUAUUCUUAUGGGGGGGUUUGAAGUGUCCACGGCGUCCGUGGGGGGGUCUACCGAUCCGGGAUAUACGCGCGCACGUGUGGGUGGUGGCGCCGUGCUACUUUAUGGCGUGCCCUAUUUUCGAAGACUCGGGGUUCCGUGGGAGGCUGCGCGCCGUGCCGGAGGACGAGGCGGGAGUGGAUGUGGGUGUGCUGGAGAGGAAGUUGAAGGAGUGUGAGGCUGAGCCGUGGGAGAACCACCCCUCCAACCACCCCUACCCCGACCGCAAGCUCUACCGCCACGUCAUCUACCUCGUCGCCACCUGCGCCAACCCCUCCGGCAAAACCAUGCCGCUCGCCCGCCGGCAGCAACUCGUGCACCUCGCCCGCGCGCACGACGCCCUCAUCAUAAGCGACGACGUCUACGACCUCCUCCAAUGGCCCGUCUCCCCCACCCCCACACCAACCCCCUUAACCACCUCAUCCCCCUCCAUCGCCCCCCUCCCGCUCCUCUCCCAAAUCGACGCCGCCCUGCCCCCCUCCCCGCACGAACCCCACUACCACCACCACCACCCAAACUCUCCCACCACCCCCAACCCACCCCCCCCUCUUCGGACACGCCAUCUCCAACGGCUCCUUUCUCCAAGCUCGUCGGCCCCGGCGUGCGUACGGGGUGGCUGCACGGCAGCGCGGGGUUUGCGGCCGGGUUUGCCGCGACGGGGACGAACCGCAGCGGCGGGGCGGCGAGCCCAGGGGGUGGAUGCUGGGGUGGUGGCGGAGCGGGCCAGGGUCGAGGAGGAGCUGGUGGUUGCGCCGGGGCGCAUCUUUGAGGUGGCGGGAGACGAGGCCGCAGCGAGGUUCCCGCGGAAUUUGAGGUUGAGCUUUUCGUGGGCGGACGAGGAGGAUAUUGUGGAGGGCGUGGAGAGGUUGGGGAGGGUGGUUAGGAGGGUGUUGGAGGGAGAAUCUGGGGUCGCUGGGGACGGAGCUGGGACCGUGGACACGGGGGAGUUCAAGUAA